CAGUGAACCCACCUCUGAGCCAGCCACCUCUAAAUAUGAAGGUAGCUUGGCUCCCUACCGCCCUCCGCGAAGGCCUUCGAUGCCAAUUCUUUGCUCGGCAGACUAUAUUAAAUCCCCGCCUAAGGCGGCGUGGCCUCAAUGCUUCAGCAAAGCAGUUCAGCACCUCGAUCAGGUUACGAGCGGGGAUCGCAGCCCCUGAGAUAAAAUUCAAGAACCAAGGCAAGGGAGAGGGUGAAGAGGAGAAGAUAUUUUUUGCUCGACUCAUUCCCGAAUCACCAUCAUACUUCACCGCACAGCCAGCGUUCACCGAUGACCUCCUUGCCCUGCAAGACCUCGUUAGAAAAUACUCGACUCUCCCGGUCGUGAAGCCAGGCGAGGCGCCUCGAGUGGCAUGGCGAUCACUGGUUGAGUACAGGAAUAUGGUCGGUGAAUCAGUCAAGGCAUCGAAAUACCACAAGAUCGUUGAAGUCCUCCGCCGGCUCAACCAGAUACAGCCAUCUCUUAUGCCCUCUGAUGUGGCGGCUGCUCUGAACGAGUACAAACGAGACAUCAGUCCAUUUCAAAACGUAUCGAAGAUAGCCCCGCUUGAUGAGUUUGGAAGAGCUGCAGGUCAUGGAAGGAGGAAAACUUCGUCGGCAACAGCUUGGGUUGUGGAAGGCACUGGGGAGGUAUUGGUCAACGGAAAGACGCUUGCAGAAGCAUUUGGUAGGAUACAUGACAGAGAAAGUGCUAUUUGGGCCCUGAAAGCUACGGACAGAAUCGACAAGUACAAUGUAUGGGCUAGGGUUGGAGGUGGAGGAACAACAGGUCAGGCUGAAGCUAUGACUUUGGCUGUUGGAAAGGCGUUACUGUCACAUGAGCCUGCGCUGAAGCCUGCAUUACGAAGAGCCGGGUGUAUGACGCGCGAUCCCAGGAGGGUAGAGAGGAAAAAGCCCGGACACCGCAAGGCAAGAAAGAUGCCCGCAUGGGUGAAGCGAUAGAUGAUGUUGUAUUAUAUUGUAUCUCACGAAACACAAUGUCCAUGGGACACCAGAAAAUACGAAAAACAUCGAAACCGG
This is a messenger RNA of Hyaloscypha bicolor E, 1058 nucleotides long. RefSeq lists its product as uncharacterized. Gene Ontology annotation, molecular function: RNA binding; structural constituent of ribosome. Gene Ontology annotation, cellular component: mitochondrial small ribosomal subunit; ribosome. Gene Ontology annotation, biological process: translation. NCBI's taxonomy places the organism in Eukaryota, Fungi, Ascomycota, Leotiomycetes, Helotiales, Hyaloscyphaceae. The transcript has 2 exons. The record is from RefSeq and is a predicted model, not a curated record. Bases 36 to 980 code for a protein of 314 amino acids.